AUGACCUUUGAUCACACGGGUCAGAUAGCUCCUCCAGGGGCGGAACCUAGAGUUACAGCAGAUCUUUGGGAGGAGGAAGGCACCCGUUAUUUCCAAGUUGAGGCUAGAGGAGUUUGCGUGGCUCGCCGUGAAGACAACCACAUGAUCAACGGCACCAAGCUGCUGAGUGCGGCUGGAAUAACUCGAAGCCGCCGAGACGGCAUAUUAAAGAGUGAGAAGACUAGACAUGUGGUCAAAACCGGUCCGAUGUACCUC
Molecule: messenger RNA, 255 nt
Organism: Bipolaris oryzae ATCC 44560
Lineage: Eukaryota; Fungi; Ascomycota; Dothideomycetes; Pleosporales; Pleosporaceae
Exons: 1
Biological process (GO): positive regulation of transcription by RNA polymerase II
Cellular component (GO): nucleus
Molecular function (GO): sequence-specific DNA binding; DNA-binding transcription factor activity
Source: RefSeq, a predicted model, not a curated record